CUGCUCAGAAUCCUCCUAUCUACCUGGUAUCGCCCCGUCCAAAAAUGCCAAAAUACCACAUCGCCUGGGUUUGGGGGGCGUACGGUAGAAGCCGUUUCUAGUCCAAAGAGACGAGAUUAGAUCAGAUGAUGGAGCCGAUAGAUAGAUAUUGGGUGGGGAGGUGAAGGGGUAGGAGGAGCUGUCUGAAGUAUAUACACUCACGACGGCCCGGCUGUUGGGACACACUUACAUCAUGAGCAUUGUAUGCCGUGAUAGUUUCUUCGUGGAGGUUUUAUUCAUUCUUUAUAACACAUUCACUCCUUUACUCCACGACUUUGGCAUCCUCCCUUCGGAACUCAAGCCGAGUCGACAUUCAUUCAUUUAGUAGGUGAUACGGAUAAACCGUCACCAUGUACAGCCUCUUAUCUCUCGUCCUGGUCUGCUCGUCGUUGGUGAUAGCGAAACCUAUCGGCGAUGUAUCUGAGUUUCAAAGUAUCGCUGAUCGCGAUGUGGAACUCCUGCCACGAUUCGGACCUCACACAAGAGGUGUGAUGGUCAGGCGUGAUGCUAAUAAGACUUUUGAUUUGGGCUUCGAGGUCAACGACCUGACACUCUUUACUGGUUCAUGGCCAGUAGCCAAAGGCACUACUGUUUCUCUUGAUCUCUCCUGUGUCGAGUGCCGAACCUAUGGAGAGCUUAACGCGUUCAUGGAGUUCCCCGACAACAUCGAAGAUAUCCUAAAGGACCUGAAGGACUUUAACCCGUUCAAUGAUGCUAGCUUGACUGUUGAAUUCCAGGGCGCCGGCGCUCUUAUAGACCUUAGCGUCGCGACCAGGGGUACUGGUCACUUUACAAUCCCAUUGUUUAAGUCCCAGACCCCUCUUGGUAUCUCCGGCCCGGGGUUCCAAGCUGGUAUUACCUUCAACGUGGACCUCAUAGUCGGCGUGACAGCCGAGAUCGAGACUAAGGGUGGUUUCGAGGUUACUAUCCCUGACGGAUCGUCCUUCACCAUCAACCUAGAUGACAAGGUUGACAACAACGCUAAAUUCUCUGGCACCUCCGCAACCCUCCUCCCCCUCCGCGUUGACGCUCCGGCCACCAUAACCGUAGCCCUGCGUCUCGCAGUCCAAGGCGGCAUCGAGCUACCCAAGAUCCCGCUCGUGGACGCGAAGGCCAUCGCAGGAGCCUACAUCAACAUCCCGCAAGUGACCCUCGGCGAGCAAUUCAGCAUGCCGCCCGCCAACGGCAGCAACUGCAUCCUGCCGGCCACCGCAGAGGUAAACAUCAACGCCGGCGCCUACGUCGACAUCGGCGUGGACAUCGCCGACAUCACAAUCGGGGACUACGACCCAACAGUCAGCACGACAUUCUUCAAAGCCGCCACAAGCACGUGUUUCAUAACCGCCAGCACCGCGACCUCCACCCCCCUAAUAACCGGCACCGGCAGCGUCACCGCAACCCGAACCGGCACCGGCGCAACCGGCACCACCGCCACCGCCGCCGCAACCACAACAACCGCACCAGCCUGCGUCUCCCCCUCAACAUCCAAGAAGACAACAACAAGCACCUACACCGUGACCUCGUGCGCCGCCGCCGUCGUAAACUGUCCCAACAGCCUCACGCAAGUAAUAGUCGUAACCGACAUCCUAACCCAAACCAGCACCUCCUGCGCAGGCUCCAGCGCCACCGGCGCCGCUCUCGCCAACGCCCCCUUCGCGAACGCGACGCUAGUUUCGUCGGCAGAGUACCUCACGCUCACGAGCUUAAGCGCUCCGGUGACGAGCACGCUGAGUAUCCCUGCUUCGGUCGUGACGCCCAAGACGACGCUGAUUACCGGAUCGGCGGGUGUGGCGGCUGUGACCUCGUCGGCGUCGGCGUCGGUGGAAGCUUCGGUUGUGGAGGGCGGUGCGAAGGGGAGGGCUACGACUUUGAGCUCGGUUACGGUGUCGACUACUCGUGCGCCGUGUUCUAAGAAGGCUACCGCGACGUCGGUGUCGGUUUCGUCGUCGUCAACUGCUUAAGGGGGUUUACUCUUUUGAGUUGGGCAGGGUGGUUGUAUGAGAUGAGAUGUGUAAAACUUAUUUUGUGAGAUUAAGUGUUUGGGAUGAUAACCAUGAUGAUGGAUUGUGGACGGGGUGGGAUGAGAUGUACAGAUAAGAGAUGAGAUACCAUACGUUAGGGGAUGGGAAGGGAUGGGAUGGAACCCGGCUAGGACGGCGGCUCGUAAAGAUUUCGUUUCUUAUAAAUAGAUUUGUAGCACGAUGUAUAUAUUUUUUGAACUAUACAUC
Molecule: messenger RNA, 2267 nt
Organism: Annulohypoxylon maeteangense
Lineage: Eukaryota; Fungi; Ascomycota; Sordariomycetes; Xylariales; Hypoxylaceae
Exons: 4
Coding region: 390-2000 (536 amino acids)
Source: RefSeq, a predicted model, not a curated record